This is a messenger RNA of Fusarium pseudograminearum CS3096, 945 nucleotides long. RefSeq lists its product as uncharacterized. The record is from RefSeq and is a predicted model, not a curated record. The transcript is spliced from 2 exons. NCBI's taxonomy places the organism in Eukaryota, Fungi, Ascomycota, Sordariomycetes, Hypocreales, Nectriaceae. The coding region runs from base 1 to 945 and encodes 314 amino acids. Gene Ontology annotation, cellular component: lipid droplet; ascospore wall; prospore membrane.
AUGCCACCCAGACGUCCCUAUCAGAAUCAACAACACCCCCGUGUAGGGCCAUGGACAGAGCCGCUCCACCGGCCAUUGAUGUAUCUCAAACGAGCCGGUAAUGCUGGGUCGUAUCCUUUACGUGGUAUCUGGUUCUUUCUAUGCAACCGCGAGUUUUGGCCGCUUUUUAUGAGCAGGAUUCUACCUUUAUCUUUGAUAUCGUUUCUUGUGUACUUUGUUCUCUUCACGUUUACCUUUUUACCCCAGUAUGCGUUCUUAGCGAUCUUCCACGGCUGGGGCGCGUGGGUCAAUGCCGUGGUACUGGUGCUGGGGGAAGGGUUGGUCAUCAUACAGGGCUUAUUCGAGGGUUUCUUCGUUGAUGAAUGUCGCGUGGAUGUAUUUGAUGCAGCGCUCAUCAAGCUGGGACACAAGGACCUUAUUGCACCACAGCGAAUUCUCUUCUUGGAUGCUCCAAACCCCGUCCGGAUGCUUGGAAAGCCCACAACUGACGCCGUCUACACGCCCUGGAGCAUAAUUCAAAUCGUCGAGCUUAUUGUCUUCUUACCACUCAAUUUUGUCCCUGUCGUUGGCACGCCCGCCUUCAUCAUCAUCACAGGUACCCGGCUUGGCAAGCUUGCCCAUUAUCGGUGGUUCCAACUAAAGGGCUACUCAAAGGUUGAGCAGAAGAAAGCACUGAGGGAUCGUGCCUGGGAGUACGUCUGGUUCGGCACAGUUGCUAUGAUCCUGGAGCUCGUUCCCGUCUUGUCGCUAUUCUUCCUUCUGACCACUACGGCAGGAGCUGCCCAGUGGACGGCAGAAGUAGAGGACGAGGACAGAACCUCUGAUGAGAAUGUGCAGAACGGUCAGAAUGCGAACCAUGGUCAAAUUGGGCACAACGAGCAGGAACAGUACGAUGAUCAUCACCCUGAUGCACCCCCUCCCCCUUACACGGACGACUUGGUAUGA